AUGCCUCUUCCAGCAUCGACCAAGUAUUGGUUGAAGUAUGACAGCGGCACACUGGGCAAUGAGGAUUUGUCCCUGCCCAAAGCAGCUACUGUACAAAAGAUUGUGUCGGAAAUUCUUCCCGCCUCACAAGGCGUGGCCUUUGCUAAAGAAGCUCGUGACCUCCUCAUAGAAUGUUGCGUCGAGUUUAUCACCCUUAUCUCAUCAGAGGCAAACGAAAUCUCAGAGAAGGAGGCAAAAAAGACCAUCGCUUGCGAUCACAUCACUAAGGCUCUAGAGCAACUAGGCUUCACUGACAUGGUUCCUGCUGUCCUCGAGGCAGCAGCCGAGCAUAAGGAAGUUCAAAAGGGUCGUGAGAAAAAGGCAGACAAGUUUGCCAACAGCGGCAUGUCCAUGGAAGAGCUUGCUCGUCUACAGGAGGAGCAGUUCGCCGCUGCACGUGAACGCCACGGUUAA
Molecule: messenger RNA, 453 nt
Organism: Fusarium venenatum
Lineage: Eukaryota; Fungi; Ascomycota; Sordariomycetes; Hypocreales; Nectriaceae
Source: RefSeq, a predicted model, not a curated record